This is a messenger RNA of Scutellospora calospora, 1445 nucleotides long. NCBI's taxonomy places the organism in Eukaryota, Fungi, Glomeromycota, Glomeromycetes, Diversisporales, Gigasporaceae. The record is from the annotation of a GenBank genome assembly.
UAAAAAAGCGAAAAUUCAAAGACUUAAGCUUAUUGGUCCUAUUAUUCAAGAAUUAAUGCCAAUUGGUACUGAAGAUGACCCUGAUGAUAUAGAUGAAGAGUCCCCAUCUAGAAUGACUUUUAGAGUGAUAAAUUCUUUGGCGACUAAAUUGCCACCUCAACAAGUUUUUCCAGUUGUUAUGGAACAUAUUACCGCAUACAUUCAAAAUUCUAACCCAAAAUUCAGGAAAGCUGGAAUGAUGGCUUUCGCAGUUCUUAUUGAAGGAUGUUCUGAUUAUAUGCGCCCAAAAUUCAAUGACCUAUUACCCAUUGUUUGUAAUGGCUUACGUGACCCUGAAGUUAUUGUCCGUAGAGGUGCUUGCUUAGCGUUAAGCUGUUUGGCAGAGGAAUUGGAUCAAGAAAUUGCUACAAAUCAUACCAUUUUAUUACCAUUGCUCUUUGAACUUACAAAUGAUACAAGCACAGAAAUUAUAAAACAAGCUUGUAAUGCACUUGAUCUUAUUUUAGAAGGAUUAGGUGAUGUAAUUCUCCAAUAUUUACCCGCAUUGAUGGAGAGGCUCUUAAUUUUAUUGGACAAUGGUGCCAAUGAAAUAAAGGAUACUGUCAUUGCAGCCAUCGGGAGUGCUGCCCAUGCAUCUGGCGAAGAAUUUAAACCAUAUUUCCCGCGAGUGAUUGGUCGACUACAGAUGUUAAUGACAUUGAACCAAACAAAUGAAGAUAUAGUUUUACGUGGAGUUGCUACGGACACAGUGGGUGCCAUUGCUGAGGCGGUAGGAAAGGAAAUGAUACAGCCAUAUGUUAAUGAUAUUAUGCGGCUAGCUAUUGAAGGCUCGCAUACGGAGUCGGCACGUCUUAGAGAGUGUAGUUAUUGCUUAUUUGCAGUCUUAUCUCGUGUGUUUAAAGAAGAAUUCUCUCCAUAUUUAAGCACGAUUAUGCCACAAUUAAUAAAAAGUUGUCAAAUGGAAGAACACAAUCUACUUGGUUUAGAAGCAGAGGAGAAUCUUUCAUGUGACUUAGAUAUCGAUGAUGAGGAUGACACCGAAAUUGUUAUUAGUUCUGCCGUGGUUGACGAAAAAGAAAUAGCAGUUGAAGCAAUAGGUGUAAUAUUUGAAAAUACACGUUCACACUUUAUUCCAUAUGUGGAAUUGACUCUUCAAGAAUUAAUAAAACUUUCGAAUCAUCAUUCGGAGAAUGUAAGAAAAGUGGUAGUUGGAUCUUUAUUUAGCUUUUUGGCUACAUUUUAUAGUAUGUCACAUCCGACCAAAUGGGAGCCUGGUUUACAUGUGAAAGUUCCUAUCCACGAAAACGUGCAUAAUAUGGCCAAAGCUGUUUUAUCAACAAUAUUAACCAUGUGGGAAGACGAAGAAAGCAAGCUCGUAGUAAUCCAAAUUUGUGACGAACUUGCCGACGCUAUCAAGAUCUGUGGACCAGCAAUAAUUGCUGAUU